Molecule: messenger RNA, 3001 nt
Organism: Dendrobium catenatum
Lineage: Eukaryota; Viridiplantae; Streptophyta; Magnoliopsida; Asparagales; Orchidaceae
Product: pentatricopeptide repeat-containing protein At1g74850, chloroplastic
Exons: 5
Coding region: 104-2716 (870 amino acids)
Molecular function (GO): protein binding
Source: RefSeq, a predicted model, not a curated record
AAGUGCCAAAAGAAUAAUUUCUCCUUUGCCGGAGUUAUUCGCACAUUCCGAGUUAAGAUCUCAUCUCCAUCAUCUUCUCCUCCACUGAAACAAUCCAACUCCCAUGGCUCUUGUCUUCCAGACCCUACCUUCGAUUUCCAACUCUCCUCCAUUCUCUUUCCAAAUCCUGCGCAAUCCCAACUUCGUUGACCAUAUUUCACUCUCCCGCCGUCCAUUGAUUCUUCCUCCGGCAUCCACAUCUGCCGCUGCGCUGGCCCUGUCGCCUGUGAGCAGAGCGAAGCCAAAGGAGCUUGUCCUUUCAAAUUCGUCGGCGCAGGUCGAGAAGGGCAAGUACAGCUACGAGGUGGAAACCCUAAUAAACAAACUCAGCAGUCUCCCUCCACGCGGAAGCAUUGCCCGGUGCCUCGAGACAUUCCGCGGCCGCGUCUCCCUCUCCGACUUCGCUCUCGUAUUCCGUGAGUUUGCCCGCCGCAGUGACUGGCAGCGCUCCCUCCGCCUCUUCAAGUACAUGCAGCGCCAGCUCUGGUGUCGCCCAGAUGAGCAUAUUCACGCUAUCCUUAUCGGCGUUCUCGGCCGCGAGUCCCUCCUUGAUAAAGCCCGUGAGGUGUUCGACGAUAUGCCUGCCCAUUCCGUUCCCCGCACUGUCCUAUCCUAUACCGCAGUAAUCAAUGCCUAUGCCCGCAAUGGACGCCAUGAAUCCGCCCUUGACCUCCUUGCCCAGAUGAAGGCUGAGCGCGUUUCUCCCUCUGUGCUCACUUACAACACUGUCCUCAAUGCCUGCUCUAGGGCGAAUCUAUCGUGGGAUGCUCUUCUGAGCCUGUUUGCUGAAAUGCGGCAUGCUGGGAUUCAUCCUGACAUUUUUACUUAUAACACUCUGAUUGCUGCUGCAGGGGCAAGGAGGCUUGCCGAGCAGGCGGAGAUGGUGCUAAGGACAAUGCUUGACGCGGGCGUUAACCCUGACAAUUCCACACAUGCAUAUCUCGUUGAUACAUUUUGGAAGCUCGGCCGGCUUGGACGGGUGUCUGAUCUCCUUGCAGAGAUGGAAGCUGGCGGCCAUCUCCCAGAUGCUGCAGCCUACAAUGUGCUAAUGGAGGCUCAUGCACGUGAUGGUGAGGUGAAAGAGGCAAUGGCUGUGUUGCGGCAAAUGCAAGCAGCUGGUUGCAAUCCUACCGCUGCCACCUACAGCAUCCUGCUUAAUCUUUAUGGUCGCAAUGGGCAGUAUGAAAAUGUGCGGGAACUUUUCCUGGAAAUGAAGGUUGGAAAUACUGAGCCUGAUGCCUCCACCUACAAUAUUCUCAUUCAGGUUUUUGGAGAAGGAGGAUAUCUUAAGGAGGUGAUUACUUUGUUCUAUGACAUGAUUGAGGAGAAGGUGGAGCCAAACAUGAAAACUUAUGAAAACCUCGUUUUAGCUUGUGGUAAGGGCGGCCUUCAUGAAGAUGCAAAAUUUAUUCUCUCGCAUAUGAACAGCAAGGAAGUUGUGCCUAGUUCCAAGACUUACACAGGUGUUGUCGAAGCUUAUGGACAGGCGGCUCUGUAUGAGGAAGCUCUUGUAGCCUUCAAUACAAUGAAUGAGAUUGGUUGUGUGCCUACAGUUGAAACAUAUAAUUCCCUUAUUUUUUCAUUUGCAAGAGGUGGGCUGUUCAAGGAAGCAGAGGCAACGAUGACGCGCAUGAAUGGUGUUGGGAUUCAAAGAAAUGAGGAUUCUUUUAAUGGUCUAGUUGAAGCAUAUUGCCAGGGUGGGCAGUUUGAGGACGCUGUGAAAACAUACGUUGAAAUGCAGAAUUCUAGUUGCAAUCCUAACGAAAGGACCCUUGAGGCACUUCUUAAUGUUUACUGUACUGCAGGGCUUGUUGAUCAAAGCAGAGAGCAUUUUCUGGAAAUCCAGUCAGCUGGAAUCAUGCCUAGUGUUAUAGCACAUUGCAUGUUGCUGUCCGUGUUAGCCAAGAAUGACAGGUGGGAUGAUGCAUAUGAACUUCUUAAUGAAAUGAAAUCAAACAGGGUUUCGAAUGUUCAUCAAGUGAUCAGCUUAUUGAUCAAGGGUGAUUAUGAUGAUGAAUCUAACUGGCAAAUGGUGGAAUAUGUUUUUGACAAAUACAACUCUGCUGGCUGUAGUUUGGGUUUAAGAUUCUACAACACUCUUCUAGAUGCACUAUGGUGGUUUGGCCAGAAGGCACGUGCUGCACGUGUACUGCAUGAUGCAACAGGAAGAGGACUCUUCCCAGAGCUUUAUCGUCGAAGCAAGCUUGUGUGGUCUGCUGAUGUGCAUAGGAUGUCUGUCGGUGGUGCUCUUACAGCAGUAUCUGUUUGGCUUAAUGACCUUCAUGAAAGAUUUCAAAGUGGAGAAGAUCUUCCUCAUCUGGCAUCUGUUGUGGUGGCACGGGGAGUGAUGGAGAAAAGUACAGCAGCAAGGGCUUUGCCUGUUGCAAAGGCAGCAUAUUCAUUUCUUAGGGACAAUGUAUCUCAGUCUUUCCAUUUUCCUGGAUGGAGCAAAGGUCGAAUCGUCUGCCACAGAUCUCAGCUUAAACGGAUACUUACAAUGGUGUCAGAAGAGUCUUCAAAGGAUUCUAGCAACAUGAUAGUUCCCAUGACCAAUCUGACCUUUCCACUACCUGGAACUCAAGUAAACACUUUAGGUCUCGACGGCAAAGAACAGAGAGUCAUUGAUGAGGGACAAAGUGCCGAGAUUGAACCAGAGAUUAUGGCAACUCUAGUCUGAUUCGUAAUGAAUAAAGGCUGGAGAGUUGAAUUCAAAGCACAAAUAUAUUGAAAAAAAAAUUAUGCCUCCCAUGAUUAUUCUGAUAUAUUUUGCAUCAUAAUGGAGCUAAUUUUAUGAUGCGUGUACAUGAUAAUCUGCUCUCCCCUGAUUUCAUGUUUUUAUGUUGGUUCUUGUAAGUUUUUAUAUAAUUAUUUGUUUUUUAUUCUGCUCAUAUUAAGAUUUUUUUUUUUUUUCAUAAGAGACCCAAUUCAAAGAUCAAUAUUUCUUAACAUAGCAAACCUGUUA